Messenger RNA from Fusarium coffeatum, 2460 nucleotides. RefSeq lists its product as uncharacterized. The transcript is spliced from 3 exons. The record is from RefSeq and is a predicted model, not a curated record. NCBI's taxonomy places the organism in Eukaryota, Fungi, Ascomycota, Sordariomycetes, Hypocreales, Nectriaceae. Bases 1 to 2460 code for a protein of 819 amino acids. Gene Ontology annotation, biological process: actin cortical patch localization. Gene Ontology annotation, cellular component: plasma membrane.
AUGGCUUCCUCGUUUCAGUCGACGCUGCCAUUCUUAUCCAAGACGUCAAACAGCACCGCGAAUACCCACGGUCAUAAGCACAGCAUCAGUAACUUCUCCAAUGCUUCAUUGCCCAAUCGACGAACUUCCUUGGCCUCGUUUCACUCUUCGCGCCCAGAAUCGCAAAUGUCACAGGCCUCGCCGCCGCCUUCGAGGUCACCCCUGCCUCCAGGGCCCGAAGCUGAUCGCAUAUCGGAUCCCAAUUCUCGAUCAAAGACGCCCUCGACAGGAUUGUCCUCUCAGCAUUCUUCUCUGUCUGCCCCUCGACGAACCAACCCUCAUGGUCGACCUUCCAGAAAACUACGCUCCCAGUACCCACGAAGCUCUACCGAGAACCAUGUCGAAUACAUUCUUGUCGCAUCGUUCGAUAUUGAUCGAGGACCUGUCAUGGAGCAUCAGUAUCCAGUUGCGAUCACAGGCGACGAGAAUAUGUUAGCUGAGCUCAUGUUGCCGGAUCAAGCCCAUGCCCGUAACCAGGAUUGGACAAUAUUCUUCCUUCACAAGGACACCAGCGAAGAGGAUGAAGAUAAAGAACGCAAGAAUAAAGAAGGUCGAAAGAAGAGGCGUAAAAGAAGACGUGACAAGGCGGCUGGUGUAAUCGAUGAAGAGGGCGAAGAAAACGAAGAGGACCUGCCAGAAGAGGAAUGGGACGACGAUGAAGAAGAUGGCGACGAAUCUACCGAUAGCGAACCUGAGGGCGGCGAGGGCCCUCCAUUAAUUUAUGUGCUGAAUCUAGUCAACACAAAACAUGACAAGUCGCCUUUACUACUACUGGCUUUGGAGGAAUACUUCAAAGCACCCGUUCCAGAGACAUUGGCCAUGCUAUAUGACUCAGUCAACGCCAUGGAUUUGUCCCUAAUGCCCAGGCUUAGUCUUUUGGAGCGCCAUUUAUUACAAGCCAGCGAUAAUAGGGAUCUCUUUGUGGAGAAGUUCGAGCAGAUGAUUCAGAUGCGGAUAGCCGAAGACCAACGCGAGGAGGCGACAGAUGCUUCGCUGGAUGCGACAAGGAGCCCAACAAAAAUGACCGGUAUUUCAAGAGCUGGUACAAAGGCCCAUGUUGAAGGUGGCCAGUCGAUUUACUCGGUUCCCCGCGACACACAUGAGUUUGAGAGCAAGGUCAUGUACAAGGGCAUACCGAUCCCCAUCAAAGUGCCUGUUGCUGUCAUGCCGGAAACCGUCGGUGACUUUUCACUCAUUAAACUCAUUCAGAACUUCUCAGAUGUUCAUCAGAAAUCGCCACAACCGUUUGCGCUACAUCCUCAUCUCACAAGCAAUGGAGUGAACACACAUCCGGUUAUUGUGCUAGCGAAUGCGCUACUGACACAAAAGAGAAUCAUCUUUAUGGGUUAUAACAUGCCCUCAGGCGAGGUUGCCGAAGCUGUCUUGGCCGCGUGUGCGUUGGCCUCGGGCGGCAUUCUUCGUGGGUUUACACGACAUGCUUUCCCUUACACCGAUCUAACAAAGAUCGAUGAUUUGCUCAACGUACCCGGCUUUAUCGCUGGUGUAACAAACCCAACAUUUGAACUUCACCCGGAAUGGUGGGACGUCUUGUGCGAUCUGCCCAGUGGAAGGGUCAAGAUCAGUACAAAGAUCGACCCUGCGCCUGUGACAGAAGGCCUGCUGUAUUUCCAGCAGCAGAAUGCAGCUUUUGCAACCAUUGCAAGUGGUACGACAAACACGAGCCAGGAUUACACGGGUGAUAAUGCCUUCAUGGCCGAUGUUUUGCGAAGCAUUGCUGCAAGACAUGGUGAGCGUGUAAUUCGAGCUAAGUGGAGAGACUGGGUUGCGAAAUUCACACAGAUCGCGGCCAAGUUCGAGGAAAGCGUGUACGGAGCUAGUGCCCUGUACAUCGGAGGCGAAGACCAAGACUUGAUGCCGCAAGGGGCCAACGGGCAUGGAUACGUCUGGCCAGAUGAUACAGCUAAGAAUAAGGAGCUUGCUGGUAAUGUAACAAGAAUCGAAGGAUGGCGCAACACUCGAAGCUACUACAGCUUCAUCCAGGAUUUGGCACAGAUCUAUACCAUCAGACCCUUGAAAGGUCUUGAUCUCGCCCAUCUUCACGACCGUCUACGAAUGCAGCGCUUAACACCUGCACAGAGCAGAGAUAUCUACCUUACGAUCUCCAAACAUGUACAUACAUAUGACGAGAUUUGCUUACUCCUCAGCGUCGCUCCUGAAUCUCACGCAGGACUGUUUUAUCUCGGUCUCGGCCUUUUCCACAAGGACCGCGAGGUCCGCCUUAGAACAGCGGAUCUCUUAGAACGCAUCGCCGACCACGAAGCAGGUCAGCACUGGUGGAGAAGUCUCAGUCGCUUCGAGAAGCUAGCAUAUAUGCGCCUCCGUCGGGAAGUGGAUGCAGAGAUGCAAGCAAAGCUAGAAAAGGAGGGUAUAAGCCCAGAGAUGGAGCGAGUGGCGAGCUAA